This is a messenger RNA of Alternaria incomplexa, 1365 nucleotides long. RefSeq lists its product as uncharacterized. Gene Ontology annotation, molecular function: ATP binding; metal ion binding. The transcript is spliced from 5 exons. The coding region runs from base 1 to 1365 and encodes 454 amino acids. The record is from RefSeq and is a predicted model, not a curated record. Lineage: Eukaryota; Fungi; Ascomycota; Dothideomycetes; Pleosporales; Pleosporaceae.
AUGACGCGACCUCCACAAAGACCCAUCAAGCGACUUCUUAUCGCGAAUAGGGGGGAGAUAGCAACACGAACUAUCUCUUCAGCGCGAGAACUCGACAUUGAGACGUUCGCAAUCUACGUAUCAGGCGACGACUCGCAUGCCGUCCGAGCAAGCCAUGCGAUCAAACUAUCAUCAGCUUCAUCUUUCAUGAGUAUUGGUGAUCUUGUCGGCAUCGUCAAAAAGCACCAAAUCGAUGCUGUACAUCCAGGAUACGGCUUUCUGUCAGAGUCAGAAGAAUUCUCGAAGAGAGUCUGGCAAGAGACUGGCGCCGUAGUUGUCGGCCCUGGAUGGGGUAUCUUGAGUAAUACUGGAGAUAAACUCAAGGCGAGAGAGCUUGCUCAACAAUGCGACGUCCCAGUAUCUCCAGCACUCCAACAACCGACUAACAAAGUCGAAGACGUCCAACGCUUCGCAUCCGAAGUCGGCUUUCCAAUCAUGGUCAAAGCAGUAGAUGGAGGUGGUGGCCGCGGUAUUCGUCUCAUCCGCAGCGAAGACCAGCUUGCAUCCUUGGUGAAGAGAGCAGUCGAAGAAAGCCCGUCCAAGCAAAUUUUUGCAGAAAAGGCUGCAGUCGAUGGAUUCCGACAUAUCGAAGUACAGAUCAUAGGAGACGGUACUGGAAACGUGAAGCAUCUAUGGGAACGCGAAUGCAGCAUCCAGAGACGAUACCAGAAGAUCGUUGAGCUAGCACCGAGCGUUGUAUCUGACCGCAAAUUGAUCGCAGAAGUCAUUGAAAACGCUCUGAGAAUGGCGAAACAUAUCCAAUACUUCUCACUUGGCACUUUUGAGUUUCUCGUCAACCCAUCAACGAAAGAAUUCUACUUCUUGGAGGUCAAUCCUCGCUUACAAGUCGAGCACACGAUCACGGAGUCCAUCUCCAUGACCGAUAUCGUCAAAGCACAGCUACUACUCUCCCAGGGUGCAUCUCUGAAUGACUGCGGCCUACCAGUCGCCGAGAGAGACCCGGAAGUUCCUCCUCCAGUGCAUUCCAUCCAACUUCGCAUCACUGCGGAGAAUGUUCAGAGCGAUUGGUCAUUAUCAAUUGGCAAGAUCACCUCUUUCCAGUUCCCUUCGGGUAACGGUAUUAGGGUCGACACACAUCUCAUCAGUGGCCGAUCCGCCGUGGUUUCUGUAGACUUCGACAGUCUAAUCGCAAAGGUCAUCGUCACAGCGUCAUCAUGGAAAGAUACCGUUUGCAAAGCCCAGCGAGCGUUGGAUGAUACGCAGAUCGCAGGAACGGACAAUGCGACACGCAAUGGCUUGAAAGUAGACAAUCCGAGCUCCUCCAAUCAAGCCAAAUCAUCGCUUCAGUCAGCCCAGAUACCCUAA